GCCUUGAAGAAACAGAGAGUUGGAGAGAGUAUGUUGUGAAGCGAUGAGGGGUCAGGAGCCACGUUCCACAUCUUCCUGUGCAGCCUGCAGGCUCUUGAAAAGGAGGUGCAUCCCCAACUGUAUCUUCGCACCCUAUUUCCGACCCGAUGAGCCGAAGAAAUUCGCCAAAGUCCACAAGGUGUUCGGUGCUAGCAAUGUGAGCAAGAUCCUGAUCGAAGUGCCCAAAGAGCAGCGCGAGGAAACAGUGAAUUCGCUUGCGUAUGAGGCCGAAGCAAGGCUCAGGGACCCGGUGUAUGGUUGUAUUGGGGCCAUAGCUUUGUUGCAGAGGAAGAUGAUCCAGCUCCAACAUGAUUUGGCCCUUGCUCGAGCAUGUUUGGCUCGGUACGUCACAACUCCAUCCUCGAUCGGUGGUACCGAUGAUUGGGUUAUCGCGGAAGCUCUCGGUGAUUUCCCGGCUGGUUGCGGAAGAUCUAUAGACAGUUUUUGCCAAAAUAUUUCGUAUGAAUUGAAUGAGGAAGCACAUAUGUAUGAUUUUAGCCAAAUUCCAUAUGUAUAAAGAUUGCUCUCCUGUUGAUUGGUAGGGUUUGAAUCUAUUACCUAGGCCCCAAGAUCAAGUUUGAAUUAAUAUCAGAAA
Hibiscus syriacus is the source of this 634-nucleotide messenger RNA. RefSeq names its product LOB domain-containing protein 21-like. The coding region runs from base 44 to 556 and encodes 170 amino acids. The transcript has a single exon. The record is from RefSeq and is a predicted model, not a curated record. Lineage: Eukaryota; Viridiplantae; Streptophyta; Magnoliopsida; Malvales; Malvaceae.